Messenger RNA from Bemisia tabaci, 6240 nucleotides. It is a transcript of the gene Axn, whose product is annotated as protein axin. Gene Ontology annotation, molecular function: molecular adaptor activity; ubiquitin protein ligase binding; beta-catenin binding. Gene Ontology annotation, cellular component: beta-catenin destruction complex; nucleus; plasma membrane. Gene Ontology annotation, biological process: positive regulation of protein kinase activity; positive regulation of proteasomal ubiquitin-dependent protein catabolic process; negative regulation of canonical Wnt signaling pathway. The record is from RefSeq and is a predicted model, not a curated record. NCBI's taxonomy places the organism in Eukaryota, Metazoa, Arthropoda, Insecta, Hemiptera, Aleyrodidae.
UCGGUCCGCAAAUUCCGAAACAUGUCGACUGCUUCACGAAAUUAAAACCAAGUUUCGAAACGAGUUAAAAAUCUUUCUACUUUUGAUAUCUUAAUGAUUUUUUGUAACCGCGCUUUGUUUUACAUUUAGGUUUUAAUUAUAACGUAAGUUUGCACGUUUUAGACGCGUACUAUUGCGAUGAAAUAGUGUGGAAUACUUGGCACGAAGGAUCAAAAGGGACAUCAAACACUUCAAACAGGUCUACAAAGGGCCAGAUUAAUGAUUUUUGUACCCCUGGGCGGAGUUUAAGAAGCAUUGCAAUGUCCUCGCUUUGCCCUAAGGCAUAUAACAAUAUCACCUUUGCUUUUGCCGCCUAUCAUGAGCACUGCUGAUAAAUCAACCUUGCCUUCAGCCGUUGCCAGCCGUUCGACAAUUCACCACUCUCUUAGCAGUAAUUCAGCUCGACCUUCAGUUAUUUCUGGUGAAGAUUUAAAAAGUAGCGAAGAAGAGUCGACAUGGGUACCGGAACUGCCCCCCCGUCCUCGGCAAUUAGCCAUGAGCUCCAAAGAUUUAUCAGAGGGCUUUGUCCCCUUAGCAUACGAAGCAGACGGAAGCUGCGGAAGGAGCUCUCCUUAUCGAUACACAAACACACUAGAACGAAAUCGGAAACCUCUUCCUCAACGUUCAUCACCUCCACAUCAUCUCUGGUCAAAAGAUGUAAAGUUCUUACUCGAUGACGUUGAAGGUGUCAAUCUGUUCACGAGCUUCCUCCAAGACCAUUGUGACCAGUUAGAAUUAGAAAAACUCCAAUUUUGUUUUGCAUGUGCUGGCCUUAAAACUCAGGAACCAGAAUCUGUUCAACAAAUAGUCAGAGCUAUCUAUAAAAAAUAUUUUAGAGAAAGAAAUUUAGGAUUCCCAGCAGAAAUGCGAGAACGAUUAAGUCAUCAAAUCAAUGAACGCAGCACACUUCGGAGGAACACCAGUCUGAAGUCAAUAUUUGAGGAAGCCUAUGCCUUCAUGCUUGAUAUGAUCAGCAAAACAUCUUACUUAGCCUUUUUGAAUUCGCCACUUUGCCUUAAUUAUUCUCUCUCCAUGCCAAUCAACGAUCGUGAUGGUAGUGCUAGUAGUAGUUCUAGUAGCGUGAAAGAUGACCAUGAAUUAGGAUACAUGACAAACAGUCUAUCAACAGUGCACGAGGGCAAGGAGCUUGUCACCAAAACGCCUGUCAAACUCCCGCUGACCAGAGACGCUCUUCUCAAAACGCAAAGCCGAAGACUGGAAACUGCUCCCAAAAUGCUUCCCAGUCCUUAUCACACGAAAACAAUACACCCCCAAUAUAUUUCUUGCAAUCCAGUCUCAAGUCAAGAUAGUGAUGCCAGAACAGAAUCAGAUUUAUCCAUUACAGAUGGGAGCAUGGAUGGAACGUCAAGCCUGAGCAGGUUUGUGCGCCGGUCGAACCAUAAAAAUUUGAAUGAAGGGAAAAAAUUGAACAAAGAUAAUGUGAUGGUUGGGCAGGUGCCUCUUACACAAAAAGAAAACCGCCAGCUACCGUUGCCAACGAACGAGUUACUGUACGAGGCAGCAGCCAAGUUGGAAGAGUAUGCGAAAAAACUUGAAAGUGAGGAGCUAUUGAAGAAAAAGCUUGAAGCCAGUGACAUCGUACCAGAACGCAAGGAUUUAAAUGAAACGUUGAGACCAGAUGAUCUCAGGGCAGAGCUUGUAAAAGUUAUCAACAAAGAUGCGCUUCAGUUGGUGGAAGAAAAUUCUCAGGAUAUAUUAGACAAACAUUGUAAGCGGGUCUUUUCAUCUGAUCAAACGCCUGUUGAGACUCCUAAUCCAAAAUCACCCCCCAGGAAUAAAUCUCCUGAGUUACCCUGCCGUCGAAGUAGAUCAGCUUUCAACUCAACUUCAACUUCGUUAUCUCUUUCAAACUCAAUGGCACCACCCCCUGUUCCUGCGCAUGGCAUCAGUUCAUAUCCCUAUAAUACUUCACGCUCAUCACGUAAAAAAGACAAGGAUGGUAUUUCAAUUGUCUCUGUGGACUCAGGAAACAUCCAUGACUUAUCAGAAGGCUCGGAACAUUACCAUUACUCUCCAUCUCAUUCGUCGCAUUACCUACCUAAAAGUAAAUCGAUGCCAGAUUACGCUCACUCUCUUGACCAACCAAAACCUGACUCUACGUUUAUGAAUACAAGUCAUCGCAGCUCCAGCAGAUGGUGGAAUAGUAAAAAACCUGGGGAUCUGACAGACAGUGGAGUCAGCGUGGUUAGCGAUACGCCUCCCGUGAUACCAUUCAAAGACAAGAACCGCCUACGAACCUUUGCUACAAGUUCCUCUGGAAGUAAAACCUUGCCACAACGCUCUAUAUCUUCCGAGCAAUGUCAUUCUCUCAAAAGGCUCCCACACUCUGUACCAAUUCAGCCAUUCAUGGCGGAUUCAUCGAUGCCUCUACAUGAUGUUCCCUAUUCUUUUGCCCAAUCUGAUGAGGUCAGCAGAAGGUUAAGCGAGAGCAACGCUGACAGGUGCCGAAAUUUCCGACCUAGGCACAUGGGGAGCAGCAAAGGAGCAGAUCUACCUCAGUCUAGUUAUCCGUCAACGCUGCGCAGGAGCAUGGCUAGUCAAUCAAACAUGAUGCCUCCCAGCGACAAACCUCCUAUGCAAUACUCUGCCUCGUCCAGUGCUACUGGCGAUGACAACUGCACAAUAGUUGUAUAUUCGUUUUGUAACGAUGAAGUGCCCUACAGGACGAAAAUACCAAGCAAUCCUGUCACUUUGAAGCAGUUCAAAGAUUUUCUGCCUAAGAAAGGCGCUUUCAGGUACUUUUUCAAAACAAAAUGUGAUGACCCUGAUAUCAAAGUCAUUCAAGAAGAGAUUUUUGAUGAUAAUGAAGUGCUGCCAUUAUGGGAAGGGAAAGUAAUGGGUCAAGUCCAAGUCAAAGCAACUGAGUAAGAUUUGUGGAGUCUUCAUUAAUUUUAAAGCUGUUAGGAUUUGUAUUUCUCUUUGUUACUGAUUCCGAACUUAUUGUUGUCUACUGGGGCCUAAAUCAAUCCUACCCUUGGAUGGUCCUGUGAUCGAGACUUGGUUGACAUUAUUUUAAUGCUUUUGCUGUCGAAAUCUCUGCUUCAAAGUACGGUGUCUUCACUAAAAUAAGGAGAGAGAGUUUCCCUAUGUUUCAAUGUGUUUCUUCAAUUAACUACAGUGGAGCCCAUGUAUAAUGAAGUUCACAGUUCCCAGAAAAACUUUGUUAUAUCCGGAACUUCGUUAAAAGCAGACUGCAAGUGUGAGAGAGUGGGGUGUGAGACAUGUGCGGCAGGCUGUGCAGUGAGCGCUCACUUCGUUAUCGCUCAUUCUCUUUUAUUCGUAACUUUGUGACUGCGCUACUACCACAUGUUUUACCGCAAUCGAGCGGAACUCGUCUAGAGAGCAGAAAAUACCGAACACAAUAGCGGAAAUGGCGGCAAAUUACUUCGUUAUAUGCGCGGUGCCGCUGCCGAGACUUCGUUAAAGGCGGGUUUUUUUACUAUUGAGUGUAUAUGGAGGCACUAGAAAAAUGAAAAUUACAUUGUUAUAUCCGAAACUUUGUUAAAAGCAAGUUCAUUAUAUACGGGCUCCACUGUACUCAUUUUGUAUUUCAUCUUCAUUACAUUUUGAUGUUAUUUUUGGCCUGUACAGCCCAAUGGGUGUGCAGAAAUUUUUUGACCCUCUGACUGGCAGAUCAGGCGCGGUUACAAGUAAAAAGAGGAAGGCUCCAAGAAUGGGCUAUGAAAACAGGAAGGGAGGAAGAAAGGGUCUUUAAAAUGGCAAGGGCGGUUGGCGCAAGCUCAUGGAUAGCAUGUUAUCUGCAAAAUUGCAGUUGUUUGGAAGUGCAGAGCCAAAAAAAGGGGGUCAGCUCUUUGGAAACUUUGGGGUUUUUAAAAAUGGGGAGGGGGGCUAAUCUGAAAAAUAGGGAAGCAAAGAAUCCUCCGCAUCCCCACAACCCAAGAAAGCACUGAAUUUCAAUAUGAGAUCAAUGUUUUAGACUUGGUCUUGACCAAGCGAAAUAAAAAUGCUCUCUUGAAGUCAGAAACGGGAUUGGCCCUAUUAGCCUAAUAAUGAGAAGGAAAAGUAAAGCUGAAAGUGUAUGUCACUAUUUUAUUAGAUCUCAAUUUAGGCAUGGCGAGACAGUAGGCGACCUCAAAAAUUCUUACAAGAAGCUUUCAAUAAAUGCAAUCGACAUUUAAACCUCAGGCUGAAAGUGCUCAAACCCAAUUGAAACCUUAUGCCAUUGAAGGAAAGAUUAGAUGAAUGAUAAAAAUCAUAUUCUUUGAUCAGCUAAGUUUUCGCAAUUGUCAGUGACAAGAAGUUAAUGGUAAGAUCAGUCUAUUUCAUCGAAGCGCUGGAGGAAAAAAGUAGGAAAUUAUUAAGUACAAAGAUAGGGUGAAAUUGGAGUUUUUCCUAGGUAGGAUUAAUUGCCGAGGGAGGAAAAAAAUAAAAAAAACUUGUCCAUGGAUUUCUUUAGCAUCCCUGCUAGUUUGCUCUCUCUCUUGCCAUAAGGAGUAAACAGAGGUAAGUGGCCUUUUUGUCAUUUUAUUUUUAAUGCCCAUCCCGAUGACGCAAGAAGAAGCAAGUGAAGAGAAAGAGAAAAAUGCUAGACACUAGAUUAGAAAACAAAGAGCCUAAGGAAGGGAAGGGUGGGAUUUUUUUUGUGCAAAGCCAGGUACAAAUGAAAAAAAAACGGCCUACCCCCUAUUUUUUUGCUCAGUUCUUUUGCUUUUGACCUCAAUAAUUUUGAACGUACAUUAUCUUUCAUAGCUUUUUUGCAUAGUUUUUUAAUCUUUAGUUUUUGUCCGAUCUUAACUCCAGAAUCAAGAAUCCGGGUGCUACAUGGUAACUUGGGUUAAGAACCAGUGUUCCGUGCGUUCGGUUAUUUUGAUCAUUAUUUGCUCUUGUCAUUAUUCCCUUCCCAUCAUGUUUUUUGUAAAACUGGUUAGGUUUGUAAGCAUUAGUGCAUUUGAAGCAAUAUUUUGUUUUAAGUCUGACUCUUAUGUGAUCAUUUGCAUAAUCUGUUUAGGUUCAGUGAAACUUUAGUCAAUGAAAUAUCCUUUGAGAGAUUACAUUUUUGUCUGUUCAAGAAGUAACAGUCUUGGUCUGUCUUCAAUUAUUGAAAAAUAGUGAAGUAAGUCACGACUCUCACUUUCGAAAUACUAUAAUGAAAAUUAUAGAUUGUCCAUUGUACUUUUAAAGUUAGCCAACUAAAUUGGUGCUAGCCUUAGCACAUAUCUUUAUAUAUGUGAACAUCAUUAAAUAAUGGCUAUCUUUUGCCAUUGCCUCAAAGCAUGUAGUCAACUAUGAAAUCAGAAAGAACCCAACAAAUUAUCCUAGAAAAAUAUUCCCAGAAUACAGAGCGAGUCCACAAUUGAAAACUGAAUUUUUUCAAUUAGGAACUAUGUAGCUUCUGUUUUUAUUCAAACGGUUAUCGCAUCUAUUUAUGAAUCACCAAGCAUGCAGACUAGACUAUGUAGUUUUUUUACCUGUUGAGCUCUGUCCAACUGAAGUUUUACAGUACGCAAAUCCACACAGACCAGAAUCAUUUGUUCUUUAAAAAUCAAACAUGUAAAUAAACGUUAAUGAUCGUGUUUAAAUUAUAUUUUAUUGAUGAUGAUUUCUAAUAUUCAAGCAUGUGUACAUGUACGUUUAUGACAUUAGUUUUCUCUGUCGUUCAAUAGUUCCUAACAAUAUUUCUAAGCUGCUGCGCUCUAUCAUGUUUGUGAAAUGUUUUGUAUUAAGGAGGCAUGUGAAGGCAGAGCUUCCAAUUGUCCUCACCUCCUGUUUUCUGGCCAUUCUUUGUGUUGCUCACUUUUUAUCAUAGGCCAUUAUUAUUAUAUUUGCAUUCAAUUUUGUACUUGGUGAAUUGUCUUAGUCAUUGAACCAAGUCAAAGUUCAGUAAUUUUUAGCAACUGGUUUUGGAAGAAUUUUGUAGCUUUACGUCCCAUUUGGUAUGUAUGAAUUAUUACAGCUGCUUGAUAAUUUAAUAUCGAUUGGACACAAGAUCAAUUUAUAUUUAAACACUCAGGCGAAUGGAAUCAAAAGUUAUUGAAAGGAAUCAUUGAAACUGUUAAAAAAAGUUUUGUCAAUUAACAUCAGAGCGCAAGGUUGAAGAUGCUUGUAACGUCAACUAGUUAGAAGGGGGAUAUAUCCAUUAAUGUUGGACGUAAAAAGUAGGCAUGUGAACAGAUCUCAUUAUUUUUUGCUAUUCUAUCAGCUUAAACCAUCAAAACGCAA